GGACAUUCUCGAGAAAAUUUGGAAACAUUCUUGCUAAUGGAUUUCCUUCUCAUUGGUAUCGGCUUAAACUGGAUUCUGAGGAAGCCCCCAGGGUUAAUAUUGUGCACGCUGGGUAUAUUUGUUAAGAUGCUUCCACUCGUGAACGGUGGGUGUCUGAGGCUGUGCCGUUGCGAGGGUAGGUUUUUGUACUGUGAAGCGCAGAAUUUUACGGAUCUCCCUCAGAACGUCUCGGGGGUCAUGGGCUUGUCUCUGCGGUACAACGGCCUCACAGAGCUACAAGAUGGACAGUUCACCGGGUUAAUUCACCUCACGUGGCUUUAUCUGGAUCACAAUCACAUCAACUCAGUGGAGGGGAAUGCCUUUCAAAAACUACGUAGAGUUAAGGAACUCACUCUGAGCUCCAACAAAAUAGAACAUCUGGCCAACACCACUUUUCGACCCAUGCCAAACUUGCGCAGUGUGGAUUUAUCAAACAAUAACCUACAGUCUUUGGAACCGGAUCUUUUUCAUGGUCUACGCAAGCUGACGACUUUGCAUAUGCGUUACAACGCCAUCAAGUUUGUGCCAGUAAGAAUCUUUCAGGACUGUCGCAGCCUGAAGUUUUUGGACUUGGGUUACAAUCAGUUGAAAAGCCUCGCUCGCAACUCUUUCGCUGGUUUGUUCAAGCUUACCGAGCUCCACCUUGAGCACAAUGACUUGGUAAAGGUGAACCUAGCUCAUUUUCCCCGGCUUCUCUCCUUACACUCCCUAUUUAUGAAGAGGAAUAAAGUCACUAUAGUUGUUAACUCCUUGGACUGGGUGUGGAAACUAGAGAAGAUGGACCUCUCGGGCAAUGAGAUUGAAUACAUCGAACCUCACGUCUUUGAAAGCGUACCUCACCUGGAAUCGCUGCAGCUCGAUUCCAAUCGUCUCACCUACGUCGAUUCUAGAAUCUUAAACUCUUGGAAGUCUCUCACCAGCAUCACCCUGGCCGGGAACAACUGGGAUUGCGGACGUAACGUUUGCGCCUUGGCCUCCUGGCUCAGUAACUUCAAAGGUCGAUACGAUGGCAACAUGCUGUGUGCCACACCUGAGUACGCCCAAGGUGAGGACGUUCUAGAUGCUGUCUAUGCUUUCCACUUAUGUGAAGAUCCAGUGGACCCAACUGGUCUCAAUGCAAUGUCUACUGCACUAAACAACAGUGACAGAAACGCCAACGACAGCCCAACAUCUACAGCCACGUAUGACGUUCAGGAUACAGAAGGGGAUAGAACAACAAGUGGCUUCACUGCCACUAUAGCCAGUGAAUACCCAGAGAACACUGUUCAGAUACACAAGGUAGUCACAGGGACCAUGGCGCUAAUCUUCUCCUUUCUCAUUGUGGUUUUGAUGUUGUACGUCUCAUGGAAGUGCUUUCCUGCUAGCCUCAGACAACUAAGGCAGUGCUUUGUAACACAACGUAGAAAGCAAAAACAGAAGCAGGCCAUGCAUCAAAUGGCAGCUAUGUCUGCGCAAGAAUAUUACGUCGACUACAAACCCAACCACAUCGAAGGAGCACUGGUUAUCAUUAAUGAAUACGGUUCUUGUUCGUGCCACCAGCAGCCGGCGAGGGAGUGCGAGGUGUGAUCUCAUCUCUUUUCCAUGUGGAAUUAAAACAUUGUACAACCAAAAAAAAAAAAAGAAGAAAACAAAAAAAAAACACGAAAUCAUGCCAGAUGGACAGGCUAAUGGGAUAUAUUGUGCUUUUUUUUUCUUUCCUGAUUCACAUUUUGACUGAUAUGAUGGAUGCAGGAUAUGUUUGACAAGACUUUCGAUGUGUUAGCUUUAUUGUGUCUUAAAAACUUCAGGACAGUCAACCAUUAAAAAAAAAAAAAGAUGAAACAAAUAAAAAAGAAUAUUCAUAUGAUAUGGAGAUCUGUCUAUAUUCAGGAACCUGAAAGUGUUAAAAACAUAAUAUAAAAAAAAAAAUACAAAAGGUACCACUUAUUGAUUUUUUUGUAAACUACCAUGUUUAAAAUAAAAUAGCAUUUACAAUA
Molecule: messenger RNA, 2015 nt
Organism: Spea bombifrons (plains spadefoot toad)
Lineage: Eukaryota; Metazoa; Chordata; Amphibia; Anura; Pelobatidae
Product: leucine-rich repeat transmembrane neuronal protein 1-like
Exons: 1
Coding region: 37-1605 (522 amino acids)
Cellular component (GO): extracellular matrix
Molecular function (GO): protein binding
Source: RefSeq, a predicted model, not a curated record